Molecule: messenger RNA, 1238 nt
Organism: Xiphophorus hellerii (green swordtail)
Lineage: Eukaryota; Metazoa; Chordata; Actinopteri; Cyprinodontiformes; Poeciliidae
Exons: 6
Coding region: 26-685 (219 amino acids)
Biological process (GO): immune response
Cellular component (GO): extracellular region
Molecular function (GO): chemokine activity
Source: RefSeq, a predicted model, not a curated record
CCAGAGAUCAGCAGCAGACAGAAACAUGCAGCAGGUAGUUUGGAUCAGUCUGGUUCUGCUGAAUGUCGUCUGGAUCUCCUUCUUUUUAACUCCAGAUCUGGACUUCUCAGUGUUUGUGCAGAGGAGAAGCAACAGCAGCUCUGAUGAGACGUUCAUGAUGGAGUUCUGCCUUCAGCCAGAACUGAAGGCAGAACUGGACUUGAUGUCCACUUCUGCCACGAAGUGGACAUCAACUGAAUCUUCAGCCAGGGGACCAGAUGAGGACAUCAACAUCAUCACAGAACUCACUGUAAUUGCAGAACAAGACCUCAAACAGACUGAAAUGUUCGGCUCAGCUGACCAGAACAACCCGUCUACUCAAACUGAUCAUGAAGCCAAUAGAGACUUGGAUGAACACACACCGAGUUCCUCCGAGGUGAGCCGCAGCAUCGGUCCACAGCCUGCUAUGGCUCCAAAUAAAACUCCACCCAGAGUUCCUCAACCAUGCGAAAAUUUUCCAGAUACUGACAUGUGCUGCAUCAAGUUUACCAAUAGGAAAAUAUCUGUAGCAACUAUUACGCAAAUACUCAGAACCACAGAGCUGUGUUCUUUGAAGGCUUUUGUGCUGGUCACUAGAACCAAGAAAAUGUUUUGCAUCAGUCCAGAUCACAUUUGGUUAUAUACUCGCCUGCGAAGAUUAUGCUGAGAUCCGUCAACUUUGUUCAGAAUUUACUUAACAGUCAAAAAGGCCUGAAAACUCAAGGACAAAUUUAAAGAUUUUGCUUUAAAGUUACAAUCAUUGUUUGUUUUCCUAAAUAUUCUUUUGUAAAUUUUGUACAACUGUCAGCAGUGGUGGCAGUAGUGUGCUUUCUUUGGCUAAGAAUGAAAAAAAAAAAAAAGAUGAGCGUUUUCUUUGGCUGUGUUUUUCAUUAAUAAAGGUUUUAUCAAAUGACUGAUUUUUGAUUAUUGAUUAUUGGAAUGGAAGCUUUAAGCAAGACAAGCUCAUCUGUGUUGUGUUUAUGCACAUGAUCAUGUUCAAAUUUAAGCCAAGAAGGAAGCAGUGAAAUGCAAAUUGUGAAGAAAUGAAUUGCUGAAAUUUGAUUGUAGAAACUAGUUCUGCUCUUUGCUCAUGUUUUUUCCUGUUGUAAUUGAUUUAGAUUAUGAUUUAUUAGCUGAAAGUUGAAAAUUUUACCUUUUGGAAAUAGGCCAGGGCUGCACAGUGGUGCAGUUAGUAGCACUGCUGCCUUGCAGCAAGAAGG